Molecule: messenger RNA, 934 nt
Organism: Vitis vinifera (wine grape)
Lineage: Eukaryota; Viridiplantae; Streptophyta; Magnoliopsida; Vitales; Vitaceae
Product: small ribosomal subunit protein eS8
Exons: 5
Coding region: 101-763 (220 amino acids)
Biological process (GO): maturation of SSU-rRNA from tricistronic rRNA transcript (SSU-rRNA, 5.8S rRNA, LSU-rRNA); translation
Cellular component (GO): cytosolic small ribosomal subunit; ribosome
Molecular function (GO): structural constituent of ribosome
Source: RefSeq, a predicted model, not a curated record
ACCCUCAUUGAGAUGUAGGGUUUUAUACAUAUAUAAAUGAGGAGAGGACAAUAGAGAGCUCCGAAGCCGUGGCCGUGGGUGUCUUCGCCGCUCAGCAAAGAUGGGAAUUUCUCGUGAUUCCAUGCACAAGAGGCGCGCCACUGGUGGCAAGAAGAAGGCUUGGAGGAAGAAGCGCAAGUAUGAACUUGGUCGCCAGCCAGCAAACACUAAGCUCUCAAGCAACAAAACAGUAAGGAGAGUACGUGUUAGAGGAGGCAAUGUGAAAUGGAGGGCCCUUAGAUUGGACACUGGGAAUUACUCGUGGGGUAGCGAGGCUGUCACUCGUAAAACUCGUAUUCUUGAUGUCGUUUACAAUGCUUCAAACAAUGAACUUGUCAGGACGCAAACUCUAGUGAAGAGUGCAAUUGUUCAGGUGGAUGCAGCCCCAUUUAAGCAGUGGUACCUCCAGCAUUAUGGUGUAGAUAUUGGUAGGAAGAAGAAGGCAGCAGCUAAGAAGGAAACUACUGAGGAGGGAGAAGCUCCAGUUGAGGAAACUAAGAAGAGCAGCCAUGUCCUGAGGAAGCUUGAGAAGCGUCAAGCGGAUCGUAAACUUGAUCCCCACAUUGAGGAGCAGUUCAGUUCUGGUAGGUUGCUGGCCUGCAUUUCCUCUCGUCCCGGUCAAUGUGGCAGAGCCGACGGAUACAUUUUGGAAGGCAAGGAGCUGGAGUUCUACACGAGGAAGAUUCAGAGGAAGAAAGGCAAGGGUGCUGGUGCCGCGGCUUAAGUGAAGAACCUCAAAACUUUUUCCUUGUUUCGAUAAUGGCCUUUGGGUAUUGCUUAUUUUAGAUUUUUGCAGCUUUUGGUGAUGCAAUUUUGCAAGAUAGACUGCAGAGAAUGAUAUUACUGAUAACUAUCAAAUUGUUGCUUAUAAAAUUUUAAUGUUGACAUUUUGUUA